Nematolebias whitei (Rio pearlfish) is the source of this 1614-nucleotide messenger RNA. RefSeq names its product beta-1,3-galactosyltransferase 1-like. The record is from RefSeq and is a predicted model, not a curated record. Gene Ontology annotation, cellular component: membrane. The coding region runs from base 201 to 1487 and encodes 428 amino acids. Gene Ontology annotation, molecular function: N-acetyl-beta-D-glucosaminide beta-(1,3)-galactosyltransferase activity. The transcript has 2 exons. NCBI's taxonomy places the organism in Eukaryota, Metazoa, Chordata, Actinopteri, Cyprinodontiformes, Rivulidae.
GGACAGCAAAAACAAGGACUAACGUCUGAAACGCUUUCUCGCUCCUCUGCAGCCCCACCCUGUCCUAUCCGACAGGUGAGUCCCAACUGAUCACUGAAACCCUGCCAUGAAUUUUUUAAAGGAGCAACAUUUGUAUUUUUGUCCUUUCCUGCUGGAAAACAACGCUCAGACGCUGCGUUUACAGUCAACACGGUGUCAACAUGUUGGAGCGUGUCGCUGCUAAGGACAGACGAAGCCAGGAAAUGGUGUAUAAUGAGCAACUUGGGAACAAGAGAUGGUUGUCACGGCGUCACUGCUUCUUCUUUAUUCUGGUUCUGGCAGCUGUGCUUUUCUUCAACUGCACAAACAAAAAGGACAUGGUGCUGGAGUGGAACCCUAAACAAUGGAUACAAAACCAUUCAACAAACCUAUUCUUUCCUUUUGUAAAACAAAAUGUUGCCAUAAACAUCACAGAUGGACCAGCAGCUAAGGCGUCAGCUCUUUCAGAUAUUGCUGGCUUUACAACUGAAGCUGCCUCAACUGCACUUCCUCAAACUCUGAAUAUUUCAUCAACACGUGAGCUAAUGAUCAAGAACAAGACUACGGUUACCAUAGAGAUGAUUCAACAGGGGCUACACCAAUUGUUUCCCACACCGGUUCCUUAUGUAUCUCCUGGACUAUACUUAGUAGAAUAUCCUCACGAGUAUCACUUUACAAUAAACGAACCACAGAAAUGUGAGCAGGGGAAGCCGUUUGUCGUUCUGAUGGUUCCAGUAGCGCCACGGAACAGAGCUCACCGUGACAUCAUUCGCCGCACUUGGGGAAGUGAAAACCUCGUUCUGGAUCAAGUGGUGAAGCUGUUCUUUCUGCUGGGGAUGCAAACAGGAGAAGAUGCCCAGCAGGUCCACGAGCAGCUGCUGCAGGAAAGCAAAGAGCACCAAGAUCUGAUUCAGAGUGACUUUGUGGACUGCUACAAGAAUCUGACCAUCAAGACCAUGGUGAUGCUGGAGUGGCUGAACGUGCACUGCUCCGCUGCUUCGUACGCCAUGAAGAUCGACUCGGACACGUUUCUAAAUGUGCCCAAUCUGAUCAAAAUGCUCUUACAUGCUCCAAAGACAAAUUACAUGUCUGGCCUUGUGGCGUAUGGAGGUGCCGUCUUGAGGGAUCCACAAUCGAAGUGGUACGUGCCGUAUGAGAUUUUACCUGAGUCAGUGUACCCCCCCUACGCUUUGGGUCUGGGCUACAUUUUAUCUCUGGACCUCACAGCAAAGCUCAUUGAAGCAUCCAGACAUGUAAAAGCUCUUUAUAUAGAAGAUGCAUAUUUGGGGUUGUGCAUGCGUCACUUGGGUAUCCCUCCCACUAACCCCCCUGACUAUGCUUACUUCAAUGUGUUUCCAGUGGCCUACAGUCCCUGUGGGUACUCCAAGAUAAUCGUCACCACAACAGACUCAUCUAUUGAUCGUGUGUGGCUGUGGACAAACUACAAAAGACAGGUUGAAUACUGCUAAUCACAAAACUUCAAUUUACAUUAUCCUUUUUAUAAAAAAUAUCCAAGACACUCUGAUUUGAAGACAAAAAUAAACCCAUUCCUAUACAAAGCAGUGAUUUCCUGUUUGCUGCAGUCAGUUAGUGAAG